This is a messenger RNA of Coccidioides immitis RS, 1206 nucleotides long. RefSeq lists its product as uncharacterized. Lineage: Eukaryota; Fungi; Ascomycota; Eurotiomycetes; Onygenales; Onygenaceae. The record is from RefSeq and is a predicted model, not a curated record. The transcript has a single exon. Bases 1 to 1206 code for a protein of 401 amino acids.
AUGGGGGGCAAGGUGUUCUCGGAGCCAAGAGGCGAUCAGGCCGCCCUCCGGACCCCUCGAAUGAGCGAGGCUGUCUACACUCGCACAAGGGAUUUCUGCAUCGACAAGCUUCGGCAGAGCUUCGAGGUCGUGGUCGCGCCGCCAGAAGCCCCGGGCAAACUAGACUAUGGGGACGUGGACACUCUCGUCCAAGGACUUCGACCGGGAUUCACAUGGGAAGAAGUUGGGAAGCGAUUAAACGCCGUCCGCACGGUGAGGAAUGGAGAGACGCGAAGCUUCGCUGUUCCUAUCGUAUGUUCUGACAGUGAUGGUGAUGACGGCGAGGAGGACACGUAUGCGCAGGUCGAUGUGCAUGUGUGCCGUCCUGGAUUUAUGGAGUGGGAGUGCCUGCUUGACUCGUAUGGUGAUAUGUGGAAGAUCGUGGGCAAGUUUAUGAGGCCGCUCGGCCUGACCGCGACGGAUAAGGGGCUUCAUGUUCGCAUUGCGGAGAUCGAACCGUUGAAUCGAGCGUAUAGCAUGGUCUACCUCACGCAUAGUCCGAUGGAUGUGCUGGACUUCGUGGGGCUGGAUGUGGAGCGGUAUCAACGCGGCUUCAAGACUCUCGAUGAGCUCUACGGCUGGUGCGCGAGCGCGAAAUAUUUUCAUCGUGAUGCGCAUUCGUCUGGCUUGGAGACGUCGAAUGACCGGCAGAGAAAGAGAAAGAGGCCGAUGUAUCGAAACUUUGUUGAUGAAUGGAUCCCUCGAAAUGCUGACUUGUGGCAAGAUAAGAAGCCAGCCUCGAGAGAGGAUGUUGUCCAGCAAGCGCUACUGCGGUUCGGAAAACAAGCAGAGUACGAAGAAAGGGUUACAGCAUGGAGGUAUAAAAAAGAGGAAGAGGAACUCUGGAGUGAAGUUGCGUGUGUUAUCGCAGAAGAGUGCUCCACAAACGUGAAUAUUGUUCUUAGAGGCUUGAAGAGAUGGGUGCGAUUUACAAAUGGUGAUGGCGAUGGGCGCAGUGCAAACGAUGAACCGGUGCGGCUAGUUCUCCGCACUGAGGCAGAGAUGGACCCAAACCGCCAGCCGCGUUGGGCAUCACAGAUUUCACAUGAACUGGGAGACAACCCCCUUUCAAAGGCUGAACUCCUCGGAUGGGUUCGGAAACAUUGGCAAGAGGUGAAAGUGCUUGAAAAGGGGCGCGUUGCCGCAGCAAAGGCAGCAAGGCGUUGA